AUGGGUAUCGAAGCAAAAGAUUUCAGUCUCGAUCUAGACUUAUUGGCGUAUAGUGGUAUUGUUUUUAGUCCAGAACAACGAGCUGCAUUACAAACAUCACUUGUCAUCCUUAAAGAACAAUAUAAAUUUAAAACCAUUCAUUUAUGGGGAAAAAUUUUAGGGAUAACAGAAGAUUAUUAUAUUAUACAAGGUCGUCAAAAAAAUGAACUACAAGAUCGACAAUUUCUUUACAGCUCAGAUUGUAUCAAUUGGAAUAUGUUGACACCAGCAAGUGAUGACGCGAAAGAAUUAUCACCGCAAUGUCAAGGUCGUUUUACUGGUGAUCCAUCACAUGACUUUGACGUAACAAAAUAUACUGUAUCAAAUGAAGAUACAGAAGAGGAAAAUGUUGAAGAAUAUAAAUCACAAUUACGUGAAGAAGAACGAUUAGCUGCUACAUUAUGGAAAAUUGAACAAGAUGCUAUCAUUAUUCCACGUGGUUCAUACGUUCUUCAACCAAAUGGUAAUGUAGAACGAAAUCGUACAUUUGAAGGAUUAACAAUAAUAGAAAGUGGUAAACUUUCGAAUUACUUUCAUUUUCGAGAACCAAUAAGCCUGCAGCAAAAGAGUCUGAUACAUCGUGCAACUCUUGAUAAAAGUCUCCAUUUUCUUGACACCAUUGACGAGGAUGUUCCUAAAGGUUGGAGUGUACAAUACGAACGUGGUAGUGGAUUAGUUCAAAUUCGUAGUCUUAAAUGGCCUGGUAUGGCAUUUUUUCAUAUACCAGAAACAAAUCGUUAUGGCUCACUCUACUGUGGUAUUGGUGAAGAAAACAAAGAUCUACCAUUUAUGCUUUGA
Molecule: messenger RNA, 837 nt
Organism: Rotaria socialis
Lineage: Eukaryota; Metazoa; Rotifera; Eurotatoria; Philodinida; Philodinidae
Source: the annotation of a GenBank genome assembly